UAACGGCACUCAACUCAUGCAGGCACAGUCUAUCUCAGCCUCGUCACUGGUGAUUCUGCGCUCCUUAGAGGUCAUAUCACUGAGCUGCUCCAACGUGAGAUUUUCUCUCCCUACGUAAAGUUCUUCCAAUUGUAUUCUUCCACCUCGUAGAAGGCAUCUAAUUAGUGAAAAAACUAGAAAUAAAAGAUAUGAGGGAAAUCGUACACUUACAGGCCGGCCAGUGUGGCAACCAGAUCGGCUCUAAGUUCUGGGAAAUUAUAUCCGACGAACAUGGAAUCGAUCCGACUGGAAAUUAUGUUGGGACUAACGAUUUGCAACUCGAGAGAAUAAAUGUCUAUUACAAUGAAGCCAGCAGCCAUAAGUUUGUUCCACGAGCAGUUUUGGUUGAUCUCGAACCAGGCACCAUGGAUUCUAUUCGCAGUGGACCAAUCGGCAAAAUUUUCAGACCUGACAAUUUCGUCUUUGGACAAAGUGGUGCUGGCAAUAACUGGGCCAAGGGACACUACACAGAAGGUGCAGAACUGGUCGAUGCAGUUCUGGACGUAGUGCGAAAGGAAGCUGAAGGUUGCGAUUGCCUUCAGGGCUUCCAGUUAACUCAUUCUCUUGGAGGCGGCACUGGUUCAGGAAUGGGAACUUUAUUAAUUUCUAAAAUUCGUGAAGAAUAUCCCGACCGUAUAAUGAAUUCUUUCAGCGUCGUUCCUUCGCCAAAGGUAUCAGAUACUGUCGUAGAACCGUACAAUGCAACUCUUUCAGUGCAUCAACUUGUAGAGAACACCGAUGAGACGUUUUGCAUUGAUAACGAGGCUCUGUACGACAUUUGUUUCCGCACAUUGAAAUUGAGUUCACCAACGUAUGGUGAUUUAAAUCACCUAGUGUCUGUGACAAUGUCUGGAGUAACGACGUGUCUACGGUUCCCCGGUCAACUAAAUGCAGACCUAAGAAAACUCGCGGUCAACAUGGUACCAUUUCCUAGACUUCAUUUCUUCAUGCCAGGUUUCGCUCCGCUAACGGCUCGUGGCUGUCAGCAAUAUCGUGCACUAACUGUACCCGAACUCACGCAACAGAUGUUCGACGCCAAAAACAUGAUGGCAGCAUGCGACCCACGUCAUGGUCGUUAUCUGACUGUGGCAGCCAUCUUCAGAGGCCAAAUGUCAAUGAAGGAGGUUGACGAACAAAUGCUCAAUAUUCAGAAUAAAAAUUCGAGCUAUUUCGUGGAAUGGAUUCCCAACAAUGUGAAGGUUGCAGUAUGCGACAUUGCACCGAAAGGCUUGAAAAUGUCAUCCACGUUUAUUGGCAACUCCACUGCUAUUCAAGAGAUUUUUAAGCGUAUCAGUGAACAGUUUACAGCCAUGUUUCGCCGUAAAGCUUUCUUACAUUGGUACACUGGUGAAGGAAUGGAUGAAAUGGAAUUCACUGAAGCUGAGAGCAACAUGAAUGAUUUGGUUUCAGAGUAUCAACAGUAUCAGGAGGCUACGGCCGAUGAUGAGGAUGCCUUUGAGGGUGAUGGAGCUUAUCAGGACGAGGAAGCCCUGGAGGAAGGAGCUGACGAUUAAAAUAAUAUUCAACCGUCAUUCUUUUAACUUCGCCAGACAAAUUUCCCACGUCCAAUUAAGCAUAACAUAAUAUAACCUAACCUAACCUUUUGUACAAAUAUCAACAAAAAGAUAUCUUUUUGCAAACA
Cephus cinctus (wheat stem sawfly) is the source of this 1681-nucleotide messenger RNA. RefSeq names its product tubulin beta chain. Gene Ontology annotation, cellular component: microtubule; cytoplasm. The record is from RefSeq and is a predicted model, not a curated record. Bases 189 to 1553 code for a protein of 454 amino acids. The transcript is spliced from 8 exons. Gene Ontology annotation, molecular function: GTPase activity; GTP binding; structural constituent of cytoskeleton. Gene Ontology annotation, biological process: mitotic cell cycle; microtubule cytoskeleton organization. NCBI's taxonomy places the organism in Eukaryota, Metazoa, Arthropoda, Insecta, Hymenoptera, Cephidae.